AUGAGUAAAAAACCACAGCGACGUACUCAGGAAAAUAAUUUUGAUCAUGGAACACGACAAAUAUCUACUAAAAUUCGAUCAAAAUCUAACCAACAUUUAUCAUCCCAAUAUUCUCAAGAAGCUGAACGUAGAGAUCACAAUAUACAAUCUUCGUUAACUAAAAUUCUCAGCCAACGUUAUCAAAACUCUCAAGAAGAGGAUGGUGUGGAUGAUACACAAUCAUCUCAAAUUCGUUUUUUAGAAGAGCAAGAAUUGAUGCGUUCACCAGUAAUUACUUCUAGUGGUACUGUUAAUCUCAGUAGAAUGCGUGAAAAGUAUAGCAAUAUACGGCUUCCAUCCCAAUAUCAAACUAAUGAAUAUGAACAAAUGCAAAGUGAUAAUGAUUUAUUGUCAGAGAACAGAAUAUUAAAAAAAGAAUUAUCUGAUUUGCGCGAGAUGGAAAAUUUACGCGAAGAGAAUAAAUUUUUAGUUACUGUCAAUUCGGAAUUUAGCAACGAUAAUGAUAAAUUAGUAAAACAGAAUGAUGAAUUGAAAAGUAAAUUUAAACAAUAUCAGAAAUAUAAACUACCUGCUUUAAUGUGGAGAAACGAUGACAAUAUCGAUUCUGAUUCCAAUCAACAUUCAUUCAAAUGUCGAAAAAUUAAUAAAAAAUCAAGAAAAUCUAAAAGAAAAAAAUGCAUAUAUUAUGAUGAAAAAGAGUCAUCAGCAAAUGACAGUGAAAACAGUGUAGAAAUAGUAGAUGAAGCUGAUGAAAUAAAAGCAAGACCGCAUAUACAAUUAGAUUAUAAUGAGACAUUCGAUAGUAAGAAAAAUAUCGAGGUGCAAAACCGGCUAAUUCCAGAAUUUAAGAAGGGCAAUGGCUCCAAAUUACCAUCCAUCAGUUAUGGAAAGAUUAUUGAAGAUAAUCGACGAGUUCAUCGUAAUAACAGAAUGAAUGAUAAAAAAAUGUGUAGAAUAAAGGCUGCAAAAGAUCUUUAUAAGUGUAAUGACCCACGAGUAACAAAAUAUCCAAAACAAACUUUAUUCAAGAUUCUGGCUGAUCGCUCUUAUCAUUCACCUGAAGUUAGUGAAACAGAUGAUGAAAAUCUGGACGAUAAUAUAAUUUGUGUUUAUAACUAUUCGUGGUGUUCAAAUGAA
This is a messenger RNA of Dentiscutata erythropus, 1137 nucleotides long. The record is from the annotation of a GenBank genome assembly. Lineage: Eukaryota; Fungi; Glomeromycota; Glomeromycetes; Diversisporales; Gigasporaceae.